AUGCACGAGUCGCGGCAGCUCUGCACGGCUGAUACAUAUUUGCAACCAGUCAAGAGCAAUCUUAGAUACCAUCGCAGCGUCCUGGCAAACCGCUGUCUGCCAACACAGCGCGCAAGAGACUCUGACGGCGAGAGCGAACGAAGGUGUCGGACGGCAACCACGAUGCAGAUCCAUUUCAGGGUUCUCGCGAAGAAGACAAGUGGUGUCAUGAGCAUCGUCGUUGUGACAGACAAAUCGAGUCGAUAUCGUUUCCGCACUCGAGCCAUUAAGUGGAAUCAACCAAGCGACACAGAAGCGGUCGUAAGCAGCGCAGAAUGUCGAUCCCCGUCCGGGACGGAUGCGUGUCGUCACUGUACCGAUAUUGCUGAGACACAGCUCAGAUGCCUGCUUUUUUUCGCGCCUCAGUUUCACCAUUCGAACAACAAACAGAUCCGACGAUCGGAAGUUGCACCUUUCUAUUAG
Molecule: messenger RNA, 462 nt
Organism: Pseudozyma hubeiensis SY62
Lineage: Eukaryota; Fungi; Basidiomycota; Ustilaginomycetes; Ustilaginales; Ustilaginaceae
Exons: 2
Coding region: 1-462 (153 amino acids)
Source: RefSeq, a predicted model, not a curated record